Anopheles maculipalpis is the source of this 1676-nucleotide messenger RNA. RefSeq names its product SET domain-containing protein SmydA-8-like. The coding region runs from base 64 to 1620 and encodes 518 amino acids. The transcript is spliced from 4 exons. The record is from RefSeq and is a predicted model, not a curated record. Gene Ontology annotation, molecular function: protein binding. NCBI's taxonomy places the organism in Eukaryota, Metazoa, Arthropoda, Insecta, Diptera, Culicidae.
CUGCACGGUCUGGCAGCGGAUACGAUCUAUCGUCGUCGACAGUGCCGUCAGUAGUGAAGCGUGAUGACAUCUCUCUGCCGCGUCUGUAGUGCUCCAGCGGCGCAACGAUGUGCGGGCUGCCAGCAGGUAGCCUACUGCGGCCGUGACCACCAACGGGCCGAUUGGAAGGCCCAGCACCGUGACCAGUGCCGCCGGUUCAAAGUAGUACGCAAUGAUCGUCUGGGACGCCAUCUGGUGGCAACGCGUUACAUCAAGCAGGGUGAGAUAAUAUACCGCGACGAACCGUACGCGGUCGGACCGAAGAUAGCAAACGUGCCACUCUGUCUUGGCUGCAACCGUAAUUUGAUGCCGCUGUGGCAGCAGCAGCAGCAGCAGCCGGGCAGCCGGCCGGACCGCUUUUACGAAUGCUCCCGGUGCGGUUGGCCCCUGUGUGGUGUGAGCUGCGAGGAGUCGGCUCAACAUCGGCCCGAGUGUAGUGUGCUGGCCGCUAGCGGCUACCGGCCCAACAUCCGUCCCCACCCAUCCAAUCCCGAACAUCGCGAAUCGGCGUACUGUGUGAUCGUACCGUUGCGCGUACUGCUGCUAGAACGCUUUGCGCCCGAACGGUAUGCAACGUUGCAGGGGUUCGAGUCACAUCUGGCGGAACGGCUGGCGAGCCCGCUGUACGGUGUGCUGCGCUCGAAUCUUGUCCCGUUCGUACGGUCCGUGCUUGGUUUGCAGCAGUACAGCGAGCAGAAGGUGCUGGAGUUGAGCGCGAUCCUCGACACUAACUGUUACGAGAUCCGGUUGCCGGAGCGGCACGUGAAGGUGCGCGGACUGUAUCCGCUGGGUGCUAUGCUUUCGCACGACUGUCGGCCAAACACGAAACACUACUUCGACGAUCGGUUGCAUAUGGUGCUGGUGGCGACGGUUGACAUUCCCGAGGGUGCAGUCAUCCAUGCGUCCUACACGCAACCACUGCUCGGCACGGUUCAGCGCCGGUUAGCGCUUCGGCAAGCCAAAUGCUUCGAUUGCGCCUGCGACCGGUGUACGGAUCCAACCGAACACGGUACGCAUGCGAGUGGAUUCCGCUGUCCAAACUGUCGCCGGGCACCGAGCCUCGUACUGGCAGCAGAGCCGACCAACUACAGGACGGUGUGGCGCUGUCAAAAUCGACGCUGCUCCUACCAAGAACGGCCCGAGCAGUACGUAACGCGCUGUGAGCGUUUGCAGCAGGAACUGCUUGCCCUAGAUAGGACCGAUCCGUCUGCGUACGAAUCGUUCUUGACCCGUCACGAACCAACGCUCCACCCGUGGAACGCUUACAUCCUGCAGGCAAAGUACGCCCUUACGCAGCUGCUAAGCAGCGCUCGGGCGACAAAUUGCCCCACCAAAGAAGUCCCCACCCGUCGUACGGUAGAGCUAUGCCGGGAUCUGCUUGCCGUGGCGGACCGGCUCGAGCCCGGGUACGGAACCUUCCGCACGAAGCUUCUGCUGGAGCUGAGUGCCGCGCUCGACACACUCCAAUCGCUCGGUGUCUUAUCGGACCCCGAGCGACAGGAACGGUGCACGGUGCGAACCGAACUCGAGCGCAUUGCCAAAACGGACCCAUCUGUGGACGUCAGCAGCUUCGGUGGUUAGUGCGGUUAGUGUGAAAAGGGUCGCCUCGUUCAUUUGCUCGUAAACCUCCACUCGAC